This is a messenger RNA of Plodia interpunctella (Indianmeal moth), 826 nucleotides long. RefSeq lists its product as uncharacterized. Lineage: Eukaryota; Metazoa; Arthropoda; Insecta; Lepidoptera; Pyralidae. The record is from RefSeq and is a predicted model, not a curated record. The coding region runs from base 243 to 794 and encodes 183 amino acids. The transcript has 3 exons.
AAUCAAUCCAAUCAAUCAUGAGUGACAUUUAGGUAUCCAACAAAAAUAAUCUCAAAUUUGUCUAAAUUCUCCGUUACGAAAAUCCCGUUUUGUUUAAAAUUCGAAAAUUUCUUUGAAAAAUUCUUGAAAUUUUGAAAGUAUGAACUAGUUAGCUGGGUGUUAAAUGCCAAUAGUGUUUACCUGGACUUCUAUCGACUUUGCGUCUUGUGUCCGAGUAUCUAAGGUCUAAUUUAAAAGCCAAGAUGUCGCACGGAUUCUACGCUGACGCCGAGAACAGGUCCAAGCGCCGUAUCAGGCGCUGGUACCAGGAGAACCUGAUGAAGGCUUUGUUGGACAAUAAAGAGAAACAAGCACGAGAAGUCGACGCUUCCAUUGCACUCACUGAGGAGAUGUUGGCUAUAUUAGAUGAAAAAGCAGCGGUUCCGAAAGUGAUCCCGUCGCAUGACAUCGAAUCACGAGGUGAUGACGACAGUUUGAUGACUCCCAUAGAGCCUGAGAUCCUGGACUUGCUGUACAACAGCACGGAGAAGGGCGCGGCUGAGAAAUACCUCAAGGCGAGGAACAAGAAGGCGCCAGAUGACAAAUUCUACUUCCGUAUAGUGACAAGUUGGGACUACGGCUGGCAGCAGAAGCAGUCGCGGCUGCGCGCGCGCGACGUCAACCGCGGCCGCUGCGCCAUCUUGCGGGACACGUUCUACAGGAAGAACAACCUGGCGCCCGACCCCAAACACUACUCCGUGCCGUCCGGGGGAGAGUUUUCCGUUUGCAGCGAAUAUUCUUGCAACUUUAAUUAAGUGGAAUAUCUUAUUAAACGAGAAACACACUA